AUGGAUCAAUGGAAGCGGCGACGAGGACUGGGGGUGGGCGAACAGCUGGGAGUGGACAGAGGGGGAGGGGCAGGCAACUUCAAGAUGGUGGUCCACUUUAAAAGUUGCUGCUGCGGCUGCAGCCUCAAGACUGGCACAGUGAUCAUCGGAAUUUUCUCUGGGGAACGACCUCGAAUGAUCAAGCCAUGGAUUGUCUUUGCUAUUUUGUCAUUGACUGUUCAAUCUAUCCUGACCGUAGGGCACAUUAUCUUCUAUUUUAUCAAUGGCGCAGUCAUUGUAGGAGUUGUGAGUCUUGUGAUAUUGACUGCUGGAAUUGCUCUAGGAGUCUACUUUAUUCUAGUUGUCAACAGUUUCCACACAGAAUUACUUUCAAACAAUUUCCAAAAUAAAAUUUAAGAGGCCACCAAAAAGAAAUUUCUAUGGAUUUAAAAAUUCAUCUUUUCUUUAAUAUCGCAUCGAUUUCUCUGCUUUUUCAUAUUGUUGUUGAAUAAAUUUGUGGGGUGUAACUAUGAAAAUAAGACUUUCUGGCCUUAAGUUCAAUAAGCAGCAAGUUCAUUUUCAUAGAAAAAAUGGGACAACUCCAAUAAACUUUUAAUCUCUGAUGUAGAUCAGAAAAUACAAAUUUAUUACGCAUCAACAAUAAUAAAUGCUAUAGCAACAUUAAUGGUUUCACAUGUAAUUGGAAUAUUGUUGUAAACAAAUAGUAGACAUUUAGUUGUGACAAUAUUUCAAUAACUCAUAUUCAGUGUUUGUUUUGCCUGUUGUUUUUCUUUUCAAAACAUUGCAUUUAUAUUAAUAAGCUUACUUUUACUUUAAUUUUAUAUUCAGGAAUAUAGUAAAAUUUAAGUCAAGAAACUUAAAAUAUUUGGAAGAAAUUGAAUUUGAAUUAUUAUAGGCCUGUAAUUUGUUAAACAAUAUGGUUAAACAAUACUUUGGAGACAAACUUCCACCUUUUCCAUUUAUUAAUAUUGAAGAACAUAGAAAUUAUAUUUAUAUACAAAUUACCUUUGAAGUAUUUUUUUACUAAAUUGUAGAAUCUAGUUUUCUACCUUUUUUAUAUCUAAAAAUUGAUAUUUAUGAUGACACUAAAACUAUAGAUUAUAUUUUCCUUCUCUAAAAGCAAGACUGAAGAAUUCGUUUGAAUUGGAAACUUAGUAGGAACAUUUAAAUUUCAAAUUUAAGAUAUUUCUUAAGGAAGUCUUGUCUACAAUCAGGACAUGAGAGAGUGAAAAGGAGUGGGGUAGCAAACCCAAUUCAAAAGUUAAAAUUAAAGCUGAGAGAGCGAAAUAAAUCAAAUGAUGUAACCCGUAAAGUGUGAAAAUUGUUAAAAUCAGAUAAUUAUGACAAGAUGUGUUGUGAAUUGCUUCAUAUGGUUCCUUUGUUUGCCUUUUCCUGUGAAAAGAAGAUUUGCAUCAGCCAUGAAGACUGUCAGUGCCUCUGCACUUGCGUAUUUGUGGAUGGACUAGAAUUAAUUUCAGAUUAUUUUGAGAAGUAGUAGAUGGUCGCUCUGCAUAGUAGAGCCUAUUCAUUAUUUGAUUGUGAAUAGUUCACAAUUAUUGUUAAAGAAUUGAGCUUUAUUAUUUGUGCAUAUGCUGUUUAUAAUGUAUGUCGCUUUUAUAUGCAUCAGGUUUUAGCUAUUGCCCUAAAAGCAAAUAUUUUUACCUUUUUCCUGUUCUGAAAUGAAUGUUCUUACUAACACAUGUACAAUUAAAUAUAAAGUAAAUAA
Gryllus bimaculatus (two-spotted cricket) is the source of this 1726-nucleotide messenger RNA. The record is from the annotation of a GenBank genome assembly. NCBI's taxonomy places the organism in Eukaryota, Metazoa, Arthropoda, Insecta, Orthoptera, Gryllidae.